AUGGCCUCCACGGAAAUCAUACUAGCAAAAAGAAUUAAGAAGGAGAAUGAAGAUUCUGAAGAAACUGAAGAAGUAGAACUUGAAGAAUUUGAGGUGGAGAAAAUAGUAGACCAGCGUGUAUUAGAUGGGCAGGUACAAUAUCUCCUGAAAUGGAAGGGUUAUUCAGAUGCUGAUAAUACCUGGGAACCAGAAGAGCAUUUAAAUUGCCCAGAGUUAUUGGAGGAUUUUCUAAAUUCUCAGAAAACUGUUUUAUGUAAGAGUGAAUCUGAUGAUAGCCCAUCAGACGAUGAAAGUGGUCCUGGUGACUGCCCAUUUUGCUUUUCUAGGAGGUCUGAACCUGAACAAAUAAUUAUUGCCACGAAAAAUGAUGAAAUACUAAUGCUCCUCAUGAAGUAUUAA
Molecule: messenger RNA, 399 nt
Organism: Perognathus longimembris pacificus (Pacific pocket mouse)
Lineage: Eukaryota; Metazoa; Chordata; Mammalia; Rodentia; Heteromyidae
Product: chromobox protein homolog 3-like
Exons: 1
Coding region: 1-399 (132 amino acids)
Biological process (GO): negative regulation of transcription by RNA polymerase II; chromatin organization
Cellular component (GO): pericentric heterochromatin
Molecular function (GO): chromatin binding
Source: RefSeq, a predicted model, not a curated record